ACCGUUGGAUACGAACGUAAACAAAUCCGGUUGACGUUUCGCGAAAAUUGUUUGGCCGCCGCGCGCGCUGCAGAAAAAAUAAAGGAUUCCUUGCUAAAUCCGUUCAGUUUCCCGUCGAAAUCCUUCGUGAAAAGUUCGCAGAUCUCGCCGGCCGCGACCAUGUUUAAAAAUACCUUCCAGUCGGGGUUCCUGUCGGUGCUUUACUCGAUCGGUUCCAAGCCGCUCCAGAUUUGGGACAAAAAAGUGCGCAAUGGGCACAUCAAACGGAUUACGGACCAGGACAUCCAAUCGCUGGUGCUGGAGAUCAUCGGAACCAACGUGAGCACCACGUACAUCACCUGUCCGGCCGAUCCGAAGAAGACGCUCGGCAUCAAGCUGCCGUUCCUGGUGAUGAUCAUCAAAAAUUUGAAGAAAUACUUCACCUUCGAAGUGCAGGUCCUGGACGAUAAGAACGUGCGACGGCGGUUCCGAGCCAGCAACUACCAGUCGACGACACGGGUCAAACCGUUCAUCUGCACGAUGCCGAUGCGGCUAGACGAGGGCUGGAACCAGAUCCAGUUCAACCUGUCCGAUUUUACCCGCCGUGCGUACGGGACCAACUACGUCGAAACGCUCCGUGUGCAGAUCCAUGCCAACUGCCGGAUACGGCGGGUUUACUUCUCCGACCGGCUGUACUCCGAGGACGAGCUGCCGGCCGAGUUCAAGCUGUUCCUGCCGAUUCAAAAACCCCAGUCCAAAGCGAUCGCCCAGCAGGCCUGCUAGAGAGUUCAGCGCGCAGAACACGCGCCGUCGAGAAGUCAAGACUUUCCUUUUCUACCAAAAUCAUUCACCCAAACUCACACCAUUUUACACCAAACUCGCACCCCAAAAAAAAACUUUAGAUUGUCAUUUUGCACCCUCAAAACAAAAAAAAAAUCUUAUUUCGCACUUUGCUUGCCACUGAACUACUUUCGAGUCCCGAAAAACGAAAGCAACACAAGGCCAUAUCGAGGGUAGAUAGUAAAGUGUCCUUAUCACCUAGAAAAAAAAAACGAAAACAAACCAAGCCAUUGGAGAGAGCGCAGUCAACCCCCGACAAAACAACCGGGACCGGGUAGCGGG
Molecule: messenger RNA, 1101 nt
Organism: Culex pipiens pallens (northern house mosquito)
Lineage: Eukaryota; Metazoa; Arthropoda; Insecta; Diptera; Culicidae
Gene: Bug22
Product: cilia- and flagella-associated protein 20
Exons: 2
Coding region: 160-762 (200 amino acids)
Biological process (GO): cilium assembly; positive regulation of cell motility; regulation of cilium beat frequency involved in ciliary motility
Cellular component (GO): motile cilium; ciliary basal body
Source: RefSeq, a predicted model, not a curated record